CGGGGCCCGCGGUCACUGCCGAACCCUCAAGUCGGGUGAAACUUGAUGGAAAAUGUCCAGAAAAGUUAAAAUUUCCAUAAAGAAGUAAGCCUGACAGAAAUAGGCACACAUAGGAUGUUCUUAUAGAGGAAUAUACCUAAAGAUAAAUCAAGAUGCUUCUGAGUGAGCAAGAUCAAUUCUUGUCUUACAAUGGUGAAGUUCUUGUGUUUCAGUUGUCAAAAACAAAGCAUGCAGAGGAAGCAGAUGAUAAAACAAUGAAUUUAUGUGUCAGAAGGAUGGAAUUCAACAGAGACACUAAACUGUUUGUUCAGAAGUCUUCUGGAGUAUUCAGCAUGGGAGCCAGUCACUCAAAAAUUGAAAUUAUUUGUUGUAGCUGCACAACAGAUUCCAGAACUGGGAUUAUUCUUCCCUGCAUUUUGAUGAAGAAGAAAAAACGGAACAGUGUCAAAUACUUUUUAUUGUUGCUUCACAGUUCAAACCAAUUUGAGCCAUCCUUUUAUUUUAAGUUGGAUUAUGAGCUGAAAGAAGACAUCAGGUUGUUUGCUGGCCCAUCAUUGUUGUGGAGACAUGCCAACAAGCUGUUCUACAUCUCUUCCAACACCCGCGUGGUUCAAAAUGCUCCUGUUCAGCUUUCUUCUGUAGUGUGGACAGGUGAAAUUAUGGGUGAAGGCACUGUUGUCUUAGGGAUAAGAACUGCUUGCCUGCCAGAGACUGAAGAUCCAGAUGGGUUUUCUGUUUCAGACAGAGCCAUCUGGGGUAGUGAGUUCUUUGGAUACGCAGUUCAAACACAGAAAAUGCUGCCUGGCACGUGCUUCAUGCCUCAUGCUUACAGCAGAGUGGUAUCUUCUGUCUGUGUCUGCAAGAGUGAGAGUUUGAAGAAACAGCUCCAGAUCUCUCUUGUUGCCAUAACCCACAAGAACCAGCUUAUUUGGUUCCAAAAUGGUGCCCCUAAAGGUGUUUGUGAGCUUCCUUAUGAAAAGCCAUGUUCAGUAAAACCAGCUCUAACCAGUAGCAAUGAUUUGCUAUUUGUUGUGGCUUUUGCCUCUGGAAAUAGCUGUGUUGUACAGAGGAGAGACAGCUUACAGGUGGCUUCCAAAUGGCAAAAAGUGAAGUGUGUUCUGGUGGAUGAUUUUAUUGGCUCUGGAAGUGAGCAGCUGUUACUGCUUUUUAAGGAUGACUCCAAUACAGACGUGUUAAGUACAUUCAAAAUAACAGAUCUUGGGGAGGUCAACUAUGCAAGUGGUAUCAAUUAUAAACAAAAUGUUCCUGCUGCAGAAGGAUUGCAAGAGAAUGGUUUGCUUACUGUCAGAGCCCUUGAAACAAGAUUACAGGCUGGUUGGACUUCUGUUCGAGAGCUACGGCAGCAUUUAGAACUCCAAAAGAGAGUUAUUCUUGAGUCUUGCAGAGCAUUAAUAGAUCUUGUUGAAGAAAGAACCCAUAUUCUACCAAACUCAAAAGAGGAAGGCCUUGUCUCUCUCUGGGAUGAUGUAGAAAAUCCUCCUGAUUCUCUAAGUAAAGAGACAUCAUUGGCGUCUAAAGUCCCAGAGCACUUCACAGAGGAAUUGUGGCUGCGUGUUGUGGGUGACAGCCUGGUAGUUGGAGUAAAACUAACUGAAUCAUUUUAUUUGUCACUGGGUGAUGUCAGUUUAUCUUUAGUGAUGGAUCAAGACUUCUCUUCGAUUUCUCCAAUUAUCAAGUGCCAAAGUAAAAUCAUUAAGCUGAACAAAGCCUUCUCAGCAUUGACAGUCUCCUCAAGUCAAAUUGAACCUCCUCCAAAAAAGAUGAAAUUGGACUUGCGUAACAGCAAUGAUGUGAAAAAAGAGUUUCCUAAGAGAUCUUCAAGGAUUCAGCUGGAUGAAACAAAGACAGUCACUGCUGUCACCAGCCUUUCACCACUGUUGGCAUUUCAUCGUGUGUGCUGCGUAGUUCUUCUGCAUGCCAGGAAGCAAAACCAUCAGAAUGAUGGUUUACAGCAGAGCAAAAAGAUUACUGUACUCUGUGGGAAAAUUUUGUUAACUCUAGAAGAUAUUUCAAAUGGCAGAUAUUCAGUAAAGAUGCCAAGGGAUAAUAGUUACUGUACAGGUUCCAUGGAAGAUAUACUUGCUGUCCUUGCAGUGUCUGUCAGAUUUUCCUUUCAGAUUAAGUCUUGUGACUACACUUUGACUCCAGUGAGUUCGUGGUUACUGGGAGAAAUGGAGUGCACACCAUUGAAGGGAUGCCAGGACCACAUAUUCUGUCAUAAAGCAGGAAAUGUCCAUGGUACAAUUUUUAAUUGGGCCCUGAAAAAUCCAUUUGAAGGAAUUCUAACAAUAUUUUGCAGAAAUCUGACUGUCUUGUUCCAGUGCCUUCAUAGCCUUACUCGAGUUCUCCCUCCAAGCUGUGGUGUAAAACUCCUGAGAUCUGGAAGCAAAGGAGCACUUACUGAGCAGUUAGCACUGGCUCUGGAAAAGGAAAUGCUCACCUUGAAGAAUUCUCUUUCCUUAAAAAAGGCUGAAAACAGCUUGACAUGGGGGAAUGAGUCUGGCAAGAAAAUCAAUAAUGCUCCUCUGGCUUCUUUACUGGACACCGAGGAAGGAGUCCAGCAAUUCAGAAAGAAGCUUCAGAAUGAGCGGGAGGAGUGUGUGCGAAGCAUGAACCAAACAAUGAAUGGUGCCCUCUACCAGAAAAUUGCUUUGAAAAUAGCAGAAGCUCAGCUCAGUUCAGAUGUGAUUGUGUGGAGACUGGCCAAGUCUUAGAAACUCUUGACUAAAUUUAUUUUGAAAAAAAAUUUAAG
Messenger RNA from Cyanistes caeruleus (blue tit), 2773 nucleotides. RefSeq names its product FA complementation group B (gene FANCB). Gene Ontology annotation, biological process: replication-born double-strand break repair via sister chromatid exchange; interstrand cross-link repair; negative regulation of double-strand break repair via homologous recombination. The record is from RefSeq and is a predicted model, not a curated record. Lineage: Eukaryota; Metazoa; Chordata; Aves; Passeriformes; Paridae. Gene Ontology annotation, cellular component: Fanconi anaemia nuclear complex.